Molecule: messenger RNA, 1424 nt
Organism: Hyla sarda
Lineage: Eukaryota; Metazoa; Chordata; Amphibia; Anura; Hylidae
Product: adipocyte plasma membrane-associated protein-like
Exons: 9
Coding region: 165-1295 (376 amino acids)
Biological process (GO): biosynthetic process
Molecular function (GO): strictosidine synthase activity
Source: RefSeq, a predicted model, not a curated record
AGGUGUCCGGGCGGGCGGGAGGCCGAGGACCUGCUCCCGGAGGCGGCCGUGCACUCUGGGUGACCCCGCUCUCCGCUCCUCCUCCUCUCUCCCCACAGCUGCAUUGUGGAGCGGCCGGGAGUCCUCACAGCACACGGACAAGCGCAGCCGCGGUCUCCGGGAACAUGUUCCUCAAGUGGGGCUUUCCUGCAGCAUUUCUCGCCACCAUUGUUGGGAUAUAUUUGCUGCCAUCACCAAUUGACCCAGAGCCAUUCAUGUUUGAAAAGCCGCCAUCUUUAGAUGGACCAUUGGCGAUAAACCGAAAGCUGCACCAUGGGAAGAGAGAGUUUUAUGGACAGCUGAAAGGUCCGGAGUCCUUUACCAGUGAUCAUGAAGGAAACCUUUAUACUGGCACUGUGGAUGGAAAGCUGUGGAUGAUUCAUGGAGAGCAGCUAAAGUUUAUAACACAGAUGGGGAAGAAUGUUUCACAAUGUGGUAUCCCUGAAUAUGAACCAGUGUGUGGCCGUCCACAUGGGGUUCGAAUGGACAAUGAUGGCUAUCUGAUUGUGGCCGAUUCAUACUAUGGAUUAUACCGGGUACAUCCACAAACUGGGGAGAAGUCUCUUCUGAUCUCCAAUGAAGAAGGAGUGGAUGGAGUUUCUUUUCGAUUUUUGAAUGGUCUUGAGUUGUCCAAGAAUGGCACCAUAUAUUUCACAGAUUCAAGCAACAAAUGGGGUAGACGACAUCACAGAUACGAGGUGUUGGAAACAAAUCAUAGGGGUCGCUUAAUACGAUAUGAUCCAGUGAGGAAAGAGGCUAAGAGCUUACUGAAUGACCUCUAUAUGGCUAAUGGUCUGGCUUUAUCACCCGAGGAGGACUAUAUUUUAAUAGCAGAGACCAGCAUCUCCAGAAUCAUACGCUACUGGUUAGCAGGUAGUAAAGCUGGAGUGAAAGAAGUAUUUGCAGACAAUCUGCCAGGCUACCCAGAUAAUAUCAGAAUAUCUACAGUGGGCACAUACAGGAUUGGAAUGUCAACCUCACGCUUUCCUGGAUUUUUCCCCCCAUUUUUGGAUGCCAUUGCACCCUAUCCUGCCCUAAAGAGGCUUAUUGUGAAGAUGACCCCACUAUCCGCGUACAGCAUCUUGCUGAAGAAGCAUGGCUUAUUUCUUGAAAUGAAUACACUUGGGGAAAUAGUGGACAGCUUUCACGAUCCAGAUGGAAGUGUAACGUGGGCCAUAAGUGAUGUCUAUGAGCACCAAGGAAAACUCUAUUUGGGUAACACAGAUUUGCCCUUCCUAGUAGUAUUGUCAGCAUAGUCCAGCUGGACGAUGAUAUGUAUGUUACCUGGUCAGUAAAUAUAUCUGGCCUUUUAUAUACUUGGUUUAAAUGGAGUCCUGUGCUGUAGGCCAUGUAUUAUGUCUCAAACUGUUUAUUUUUUAUUUUUG